Rana temporaria (common frog) is the source of this 2223-nucleotide messenger RNA. RefSeq names its product gastrula zinc finger protein XlCGF17.1-like. Gene Ontology annotation, biological process: regulation of immune system process; regulation of cytokine production; negative regulation of transcription by RNA polymerase II. The record is from RefSeq and is a predicted model, not a curated record. The coding region runs from base 50 to 1213 and encodes 387 amino acids. Lineage: Eukaryota; Metazoa; Chordata; Amphibia; Anura; Ranidae. The transcript has 2 exons.
AUAUAUGUGCUUUAUCAUAUUUGGCAUUUAGGGUGAAAAAGUGAAAGACAUGAAAACUGAAAUUAAAGAAGAAGAAGAAGAGAGGUUGGUGAGUGGAGAUCAGCAGUCUAUGGAGGAGGAGGAGAUGAUUAUGAAAGCUAAACAGGAGGAAUCUUCUCUACAUAUGGACACAAAUGGGAUCUAUGUCUGGAAUGCCACAGAGAGCCAUAAUCUUUUAUCUAUAGACUGUUAUGACGAAGAUAAUGACAUCACCCCAUUUUCUACAGGAAUAAAUUCUAUCACCCAAAACGCACAACAAAGACUUUACCAUUUGGAAAGAUUAAUGGACCCCCCUAAUCCUGAGGAAUCUUCUGAUAAAUCUCUUCCCAGUUUUGGAACAACCUUACAUCCGCAUAACCCCAAGACAUCUCUAAGUUAUGGCGAUCACACAGGAGAAAGUUCAUUGUCUAGUUUGGCAUGUUGGAACACAGCACUUGUUAGACACGAGAAUAGUAACAAAGAGCGUCCUUAUUCAUGUCCAGAGUGCGGGAAGUCUUUCGUUCAUCAAGGACACCUCAUAAGACACAAGAGAAUUCACAUGGGUGAGCGUCCUUUUUCCUGUUCAGAGUGCGGACAAAGUUUCAUUAAGGAAACAGAACUUCAAAAACACGAGCGAAUUCACGUGCGUACGCCUUCUUUUCCCUGUUCAGUGUGCAGACAAUGUUUCAUUAAGGUAACAGACCUUCUAAAACACCAGAGAAUGCACAUGGGUGAGCGGCUUUUUUCCUGCUUGGAGUGCGGUAAGUCUUUUAAUCGUAAGGGAAAACUUAUGAUACACCAGAGAAGUCACACAGGGGAGCGUCCUUUUCCCUGUUCAGAGUGUGGAAAAUGUUUCUCUGAGAAAGGAAAACUUGUUAUACAUCAAAGAAUUCACACAGGUGAGCGUCCUUUUUUCUGUUCGGAGUGCGGGAAAUGUUUCACAGACAAAGGAAAACUUAUUAGACACCAGAGAAUACACACAGGUCUGCGCCCUUACUCCUGUUCAGAAUGUGGGAAAUCGUUCAUUCAGAAAAAUGACCUUCUGAGACACCAAAGAAUUCACACGGGGGAAUAUCCAUUUUCCUGUUCAGAGUGUGGGAGAGGUUUUAAUGUGAAAGGAAAACUUCGUAGACAUCAGAGAAUUCACGCGGGUGAUCGUUCUUUCUUGUUAAGGGAGCAGGAAAUGUUUCAAUGAGAAGGAAGACUUGCUGUACAUCAGAUAUGUCACACAGAAGGGUGUCCUUUUUUUUGUUCGGAGUGUGGGAAAUGACCACUGAGAAAGGAAGCCUUGUUGAACACCAGACUUGUGGUACACAGUUUCAAUACUGUAGAAGACAUGUUGGCAGGUUUGCAAUACACAACAUCUGAUGAAUGAGGUGACUGGUAGGCGGUGUGGCGACAGUCACCUAAGAGGCAUAUGAAGGAGGUCCAAGGUAGCAGCUCAGGUCCCUACACUGUUCCUCCUCCACCAUAACCUUGCCCUAUCCUAAACACACUGUUCCUCACUAGCAAGUUUGUGUCCCUGACUUUGCCAACUGUAGUGGGACAAUGGAAUUUAUUAGCACUGCCCUCACUAAAGAUGGCUGCCAGGGUCAUCCAGUGCAGCAGCAUCCAAACGGAUGACUGCUACCCUGAUGAUGUCUACGGAGGCCUCAGAGGAACAAGAGUUGCUAUUUUCCUGUGCAUAGCAGCGCCACCUGUGCAGGGAGGCUGAACUACACCUAUCUUCAGGCCUUUUUGUCUUUUUGGAUACUCUAUAAUGUAAAAAAAAAAAAUCAGCAGUGAGAUUGGGAGCCCCUCAUAUUAGGUGUGACAAGUACAAAGAUCUGUGUAUUCUUGAUAAAAAGCAAAACACAGAAGAUUUGUAGUCCGAAGAUCUCAUCUUCUAUAGCGGCAGAUUGGUGGAUUGGUCUAAGUGGUGAAAAAUGUGACUCACGUCAUAUUGGGGUUUGGUAAUAAAGUCGAUUUGCAGAUGAUUUUAAUGAUAGUAAUAACAAAACAGCAUUGACAUUUUGUUCCACCCUCAUGCAGUUGGUAUCAUAGCACUAAAUUGUGGUAAAACAUGGCAAAUCAAGGGGCAACACAGUGGUGAUUAAUGACAGCAAGUGUUUAGGAAAUUGGAGAAUUAUGACAAUACAUGAAAAAUCCUACCAAAAAAAAAUGGCAAUGUCUUUAAUACAUACACUAUAAAAUGCAGGAACGGUU